AAUAGCUGUUCGCUCAAUCCGUCACUUGCCAGUUGUGUUUUCGACGGUGUUACUUCAUUGUUCUGUACAGCAUUUGUAAUCACAAGGUGUUACUAUUGAACAAAAGCAAAAAAUAAAUCAAACUAAUUCAGAAAUUUUCUCUGUAAAAAUCUAAACACAAUGCCUGCAGCACCUAGCUCAACCUCAGUUGGAGCCGGAGGAAGAUCUCCCAGCAAAGUUGUAGCACCAAGAGCAAGCGGCGGUGGUGGUACGGUGCGUCAAAGGAAAACGGCACCAGCUACAUCAGCCAGAAAUCGUAACACAGGCACAAGUUCAGGAGGAAUGUGGAGGUUUUACACAGAUGAUUCCCCUGGCAUCAAAGUUGGUCCCGUACCUGUCCUGGUGAUGUCUCUGUUAUUCAUCGCAUCUGUCUUCAUGCUCCACAUCUGGGGAAAAUAUACUCGUUCUUAAAUAUCAAAAAAUUACAUAUCCUUAUUAAAAAUAAAACUGAAGAGGAGAUGGGGGAAAGAAGUGUCGCAGUCUAAGAUUAUGUGCGAGUCUUUCUAAAACUGCAAACAUGAGAUGGCGGGCUGGCAAUAUUUUCACAUAACAAAAAGUGACGUUCAGACGUUCCGCAUUUGUACACAGCCUCAUAACUCCAUUCCAAUGAAUUCAAAGGAAUUUCAACUUCCUUCAACUUAAAUGUAGUAUAAUAUAAAUUGUAUGAAUUAAUAAAUUAUUCAUAGAAAAUUAAAUAAUAACAACCAGCACCAGAAACCGAAAGCUAAUUUAUGAUGAACUGAUAUUGUUAUAGUUUGUUGGAUGCUCUGAAAACUUCACUCUAAAAUUUAAACGUCGAUUGAUAAUAAUGAAAUUUAUUUUAUAUGUAAAAUGAAAAUAGAAAGGUAAUAAAUAUUAGAUAUUAUAAUUGA
Messenger RNA from Athalia rosae (coleseed sawfly), 911 nucleotides. It is a transcript of the gene Sec61beta, whose product is annotated as protein transport protein Sec61 subunit beta. The transcript is spliced from 3 exons. Gene Ontology annotation, biological process: intracellular protein transport. The record is from RefSeq and is a predicted model, not a curated record. Lineage: Eukaryota; Metazoa; Arthropoda; Insecta; Hymenoptera; Athaliidae. The coding region runs from base 160 to 450 and encodes 96 amino acids. Gene Ontology annotation, cellular component: Sec61 translocon complex.